Messenger RNA from Pocillopora verrucosa, 2064 nucleotides. NCBI's taxonomy places the organism in Eukaryota, Metazoa, Cnidaria, Anthozoa, Scleractinia, Pocilloporidae. The record is from RefSeq and is a predicted model, not a curated record.
AUUAAGAAUGUGUUGCGUGAUUUGAUCACUAAAACUGACUACAUUUUUCUUACGGCGAAAAGUGCAAUCUUAGCAAGCGUGGCCACAAGCAUGAAGAAGUCAGAAGCUCCCCAAAAAGUGCCGAGGUUAUUUGAACCUAUAAUCCAAAAUCUAGAGGAUCAUCUAAAUGCCGUCGAGAGAGCGCAGAAGAAAGUGGCGAAUUUAUACCAAUUCAUUAAAUCAAAGAUUGAUGAAGCACACCAAGUGGAUUACAAGCUGUCGAGAGAAUAUGUACUGUCGUUGGAGCUUAAGAAAUAUGAAUUGGAUGGGGAGUUGAACACAUGGAAUUGCUAUAUGGAAGACACCGAGGGAGUCCUUACAGAGUUUGACAAAGAAAUAAAAGAUUACUUGAGUCGGGAAAGCUACAAAAUGAAGUGGAUGGUCGGUUUGUUCGUGGUGGGUACCACAGUAUUUACCGGUGGAGCUGGAGCAAUCGCAUCUGGCGCCAGUGCAAUUGCAGCGGCGGGAAUUGGUGCUACUCCUUUGAUCGGGGGCGGAGCCGCAGCCCUUCUCUUUGGGGCUGCAGUCUCUGUUACCGGCAUCUGCUUGGUGUUGAGAGGAUGGUUAGCCAAGAGGAACUUUUGCAACAAACUAUUAUCAAUUCACCAAAAUUACUCAGAACUAGUUGCUGAAACCCAGAGAAUUGCUUACUCGAACUGGUUCAAUUAGGCGUGUAAAAUAAUUUUCUUCUUUAUUAAAUAAUCUUAGAUGAAACGAAUGCGAACUGAAAGUCUGAAACCAGCCGAUGCAUAUCCUACUUGUGCGGAGGCUCAGGCUGGCGUCUCUCUCAGCAAAAGGUGUAUGUCAAAAUUAAAAAAAAAAAACUCACUUUCUUUCAGAUAAGGUAACAUGCAUUAAACUCUAGGGAAAAAAAUUAUUUUUGGUUUCAUUAGGACGAACUUGAAUAAGCUAAAAUGCAGCGCAGGUAUGAAUCAUGCUAAUCGAUUACUAGUCAUAUGUGCAAUCCUCUCGAUUGUAACAUGAGAACAGACAACGAUAUCUCGCUUUUUUUGCCAGUGCAUAUUGAGAUCAAUAUUAUUUACGAAUAUGACCACAUAUACUUUACAUGUAUAGCACAAACUAUUAUAUAUACUCAUAAACUACUUUAUUCUUCAUUUGAUUUUUACUACUUGCCCUGAGAAGGUGCACUUUCCUGAAAUUUAAAAGGCAGCGAAGGUGGAUAACUCAAACCACUGGAUAAUCGGUUACCUAGUUAUCAAUAAUUUGAGUUUUAGUUGUCUUCAAUUUCAGUGUCCAUUAAGCUAGGAAUCAUUGAUAUCCUGGGCUUUCUAAGCAAUUGAGGCCUAUGAUUAGGCUGGUUGUGUAAGCAUUUAAAAAGAAGAUAAAGCGAUCGCCUCCUUCUCCAAACAAGAAGUAGAAAUUGAGUGGCACUUUACCUGACUACAUCGUGUAGUCAGGUAAAGUGGCUAAAAGUAAAGUCCGAUUGAAGCCAGCACCUCUUAUUAAAAAUUACAGUGUUAUCAGUUAAUAGAAGUUAUAUCAUCGAGCUAAGGGAUUCAGUACACAUGCAUCUUUCAAGAAGUAGGCUUAUAUGUUAGUUAACCAUAUCUUACGUUUAAUUUGAAAUUAAAAUUAAGUAGAAUAAAGAGGUUUCUUUUAGCGAUUUAGCGUUAUAGAUUGAUUUGGAUAGUGGCCAUAGUUUUUACCUGAGCAGUGAUCGCAUGCGACUUUUGAACUCAGUGUUGCUCAGUGUUAUUCGGUGCUUCGGUUCAUAAUGAAAAAUAUUCUGAAUCUUUCAUCAGUGUAAAAUUAUUUCGCAAUUUUGAUUGAUCAAAAGGGCACCAAACGUGCAUCAAUACCUCACAAAAUUUUUGUGUGCGACUGUAGUAAAGUUUUCCGAGAAAAAAGGAUGCAUUGAGUUUGGUCGUGUGCUGAUCAAGCAAGUUUCAUUAGUGACAAUUAUAUAACAGUUUUAGAGACUUUGGGUAAAAUGUAAUGUUUUCGUAAAUUGUUUGUAUGGCUGACAUUAUACUUAUCGUUUAAUAAAAUAUGCAGAGCAGCUUA